Molecule: messenger RNA, 417 nt
Organism: Protopolystoma xenopodis
Lineage: Eukaryota; Metazoa; Platyhelminthes; Monogenea; Polystomatidea; Polystomatidae
Source: the annotation of a GenBank genome assembly
AUGCGUAUUGGCUGGCACACAUUGGACCAGUCCGCAGUGGAUGGAAGGCGGCCGACUGGAAUCGCGUCGGCUCUAGCUUCGCGGCACUCGCACGUCGCGCGCGUUCGCGCGGCUCCUCAUCGAACGCCUCGAACUGCUCGAACUGCUCGAACGCCCCUCGCGCCUGUCCACCGCUUUGCUUGCGUCAAGGCGGGCCGAGCGUCAGCAAAGCUCAACAGUGAAGAGACGUUUUGGUGGUGGACACAGCCUCAUCUACUGUUUACAUCUGAUGCUCCCGGCGCGUCCUCCUUCGAAGCCGAGGCAACGGGUCUGAGCAAGCGGCUGGACAGAAGACCGCCGCCUCAGAGCUGCACAAUGUUCAGUCAACCUCAGGUCAACAAAACCAUCCGGCUCCUCCUUUCACGUAGCGCCGACUGA